Messenger RNA from Frieseomelitta varia, 1574 nucleotides. RefSeq names its product ornithine decarboxylase 2-like. Gene Ontology annotation, molecular function: ornithine decarboxylase activity. The coding region runs from base 1 to 1344 and encodes 447 amino acids. Gene Ontology annotation, cellular component: cytoplasm. Lineage: Eukaryota; Metazoa; Arthropoda; Insecta; Hymenoptera; Apidae. The transcript is spliced from 7 exons. The record is from RefSeq and is a predicted model, not a curated record.
AUGUUCGUUUUUCUAUGGUGCACAGCAUUCAGAAACUGUGGUAUUUUAAAAUCUAUCAAGAUGGCUCAUUCGAUCUUCAACGAAGUGAAAGUGUUUGAAGACACGGAUAAAGAAACAGACAUAAUCAAAAGUAUCAUUAAAACGGAAUAUCAUUCAAAAGAGGAACCGUUUUGUAUUCUUGAUGUUGCCGAUGUGAUGCGGAAACAUCAAAAUUGGAUCGAGAAGAUGCCAAGAAUUGUUCCACAUUAUGCUGUCAAGUGCAAUGCAGAUCCGCCCCUUCUCAAGAUCUUGGCAGCCAUGAAUGCCAGUUUCGAUUGUGCAUCCGAACAAGAAAUACGGACGGUAAUGGAGUUAGGAGUACCUCCGAAUAGAAUUAUCUUCGCAAACCCGGCCAAAUGGACCACUCACAUUAAAUUCGCCAAGAUGAUGAACGUCGAAAAAAUGACCGUCGACAGUGACACGGAAAUUCUCAAGAUAAACAACAUUUUUCCAGAAGCGAAAAUAGUGAUUCGUAUUUGUUGCGACGCCAAGAAUACCCUGGUAUCGUUAGGAAUGAAAUUCGGCUGCGAUCCGGACAAAGAAGCGGUUCGAUUGAUACGUUUAAUAAAAAGCCUUGGUUUAACGUUGUGGGGCUUUAGUUUCCACGUCGGUAGCCCGUGUGGCGAAUUAGAGGCUUAUGCCAGAGGAAUCAGAAUGUGUAAGAAACUAAUCGCGACUGCUAAAGAAAUUGGUUGCAAAGAUGUUCAAUUAAUCGAUGUUGGUGGCGGAUUUCCUGGUAACAGUGGAUUCUUUAUCGAUGAGAUUGCAAGUCUCAUCAACAAUGAAAUCCAGGACGUCGACCCGAAUAUCACGAUUAUCAGCGAACCGGGGCAAUAUUAUGCAACAUCGGCAUAUAGUCUGGUAUCGCUUGUGCAUACAAAAAGAGUUGUUUGUAAAGCGGAGAAAACAGUUAGAAUGUACUAUAUGAAUUGUGGAGUAUACAAUUGUUUCAUAGAAGAAUUGUUGAAUUUAAAGGCGAGGCUACCGAUACCGCUGGAUAAGCCAGAGAACGAUGAAAAAUUCGUUUCAUAUAUUUGGGGUCCAACCUGUGAUUCCUUGGAUUGCAUUUUGAAGGACGUAAUGCUGCCAGAAUUUCAGCAAGGUGAUUGGUUGAUCUGGAGGAACGUUGGAUCCUACAGCAUAAGUCUUAGCUCUUCGUUCAAUGGUUUCCCACCACCUAAAAUAUAUCCGAUUGCGAAAAAAAGUCAAUGGAAAAGUUUUAUUACUUAUACAAAUAGAAUGCAAAAAUUGCAGGAGUCCGUUUCAUUAAAUAAUGGAAUGGGAAAUGGAAUAAAAACCAGUUAAUAAUGAUAUAAUUAGAUCAAAAUAAUUUAUAGAACUACGAUAUUGUUUACAAUGUAUUUAUUGUAAUAUAUUAAAUUUAUACAUUUAUACAUUUCAAACUGUCUAAAAAGUGGAGAUAUUUCGCUGGAAAUGACAACAUAAUAUUUCAUUUAUUAUGUAUGUUAUUUAAUGUGCGAAAUUACGUAUGUAUGCUAUACGUAAUUUGUACGUAUCCAUGUAAAAAUAUAUAG